Molecule: messenger RNA, 1749 nt
Organism: Dioscorea cayenensis subsp. rotundata (Guinea yam)
Lineage: Eukaryota; Viridiplantae; Streptophyta; Magnoliopsida; Dioscoreales; Dioscoreaceae
Product: probable protein S-acyltransferase 7
Exons: 6
Coding region: 318-1556 (412 amino acids)
Biological process (GO): protein targeting to membrane; peptidyl-L-cysteine S-palmitoylation
Cellular component (GO): Golgi apparatus; endoplasmic reticulum
Molecular function (GO): protein-cysteine S-palmitoyltransferase activity
Source: RefSeq, a predicted model, not a curated record
UAAUAAUCAUUGUUCUAAAUCCCAAUCGCUUUCUGAAUUUCGGAGUCGGGCGAGACAUUAUCGGAUCUAGGAUUCCCUCUCCGAUGACCGCGAAGAUCCGUUUUACUCCGGCGCCGAUCCGUUCCUGAUUCCUUCGUUAAAUCGCAACCUAAACCCUCGCAGUGAUCACUGACUCCUCUUCCUCCUCCGCCGGCUAGCCGACCGGCGUUGACCUGAUCCGUUGCCGGAGCUCGAGUUACCCGAGUAGAUUGGAAGCUUUGGAGGGGGCAAUGCGAGGCACUUCAUGAAGCAUCAUUGAUCAGUGAAUAGAGGGUAAGAUGUGUGCAGCUCCACACACUGCUAAACUCUCUGAAUCGAAAAGGAACAUUAUUGAGGCUGAUGGAUCUGCUAAGUUUGUUUAUCAAGUCUGGAAAGGAAACAAUAGGUUCCUCCUAGGUGGAAGGCUUAUCUUUGGACCAGAUGUGAAGUCAAUGGUUCUCACAGUAUUUCUUAUUGUAAUUCCAAUGAUCCUAUUCACAGUGUUUGUCUCACAAAGGCUGAUUAAUGAAUUCCCUCACCAUCGUGGAUAUCUGAUAAUGGCUAUCGGUGUUGUCUUUACAAUAUAUGUUCUGUUUCUUCUUGUAUUCACAUCUGCAAGGGAUCCCGGCAUUAUUCCUCGUAAUGCACAUCCUCCAGAGCCAGAUAAUGAUACUGAAUCCGAAUUGGUGGGAAAUCAGCGUGGUUCAUUAAGUUUGCCGCCAACAAAGGAUGCCCUUGUGAAUGGGAUUACAGUAAAGGUCAAAUAUUGCCACACAUGCAUGCUAUAUCGGCCUCCACGAUGCUCCCAUUGUUCUAUCUGCAACAACUGUGUUGAGCGGUUCGAUCAUCACUGUCCUUGGGUUGGGCAGUGCAUCGGAAAAAGAAAUUACCGGUUCUUCUUCAUGUUCGUGUCCUCCACAACCUUGCUUUGCCUGUAUGUCUUUACGUUUUGCUGCGUUAAUCUAAAGAAGAUAAUGGACACAAAUGAAUGUAGUCUGUGGAGAGCGAUUCUGAGGUCCCCUUUUUCUGCCAUUCUUAUCCUCUACACAUUUGUAGCGGCGUGGUUUGUCGGAGGAUUGACAGCGUUUCACCUCUACUUAAUUAGCACCAAUCAGACAACCUAUGAGAAUUUCCGAUACCGUUAUGACAAGAAGACUAAUCCAUAUAACCAAGGAUGGAUGAGAAAUUUUAUGGAGACCUUCUUCUCCGAGAUUCCUAGCUCCAAGAAUGAUUUCCGAGCCACAGUAAAAAAUCACUCAACACCUUUCUCUUCACUCCCUCCGGGACAAGUCUCAAGUCCUCCAAAAACAAGUGUUGACUUAGAGAUGGGUGGGAAACGGCAUGCCGUGGCAGAGGAAGAACUUGAAGACAUACAGAGUGAGAUUGGCAGCAUGAGAGUAUCAGAGGGUUGUGACCCGCAACCAUCACAUUUGAUCAUCACCGAAAGCAAGACCAACCGUGAACAAGCAACACUAGAUGAUAUACAAGCAUUGACUGCUGAAAUCAACACAGAGAAUGGGAAAAUGACCGAAUCAUAGCAAGUACACCAUUGUAUUAUCUUGUUCGCCUACUAGAAACAAGUAGGGAGAUUGUAAUUUAGUGUAACUUUUAAUUUCUGUAUCAUUUUUGAAACCUGUAGAUUCAAAUGUGAUCUUGUUUUCUUCAUUGAUAGAUCACGAAAACUAUUGAAGCCUGAAGUUUGAACUCAAUACAAGCAGAAUGAGUUCAAGA